Nicotiana tabacum (common tobacco) is the source of this 405-nucleotide messenger RNA. NCBI's taxonomy places the organism in Eukaryota, Viridiplantae, Streptophyta, Magnoliopsida, Solanales, Solanaceae. The record is from RefSeq and is a predicted model, not a curated record.
AUGAAGAAGGAAGAGCCUAUGGAUUCUCAUAAAUUUCAUACUAUGAUGAUGGCUUCCAUAUCCAAUAGGAGGCAAAUGGGAAAGAAGGGUGUAUGGAUCAAGUUGCCUAUAGAACUUGCUCAUCUUGUUGAAGCAGCAGUUAAGGAGGGAUUUUGGUAUCAUCAUGCUGAAGCAACAUACGUGAUGCUUGUUUAUUGGAUUCCAGAAACACCUAAUACUUUACCUGCUAAUGCUUCUCAUCGUGUUGGUAUUGGUGCUCUUGUCCUCAACAAUAAUGGACGGGUGCUAGUAGUUAAAGAAAAAUAUGGGAAAAACACUGGAAUUUGGAAGCUGCCUACUGGCGUUGUUGAAGAGGGUGAGGAUAUAUGCAUGGCAGCCAUUAGAGAAGUACAAGAAGAGACAGGA